Guillardia theta CCMP2712 is the source of this 1200-nucleotide messenger RNA. RefSeq lists its product as hypothetical. Gene Ontology annotation, molecular function: protein binding. NCBI's taxonomy places the organism in Eukaryota, Cryptophyceae, Pyrenomonadales, Geminigeraceae. The transcript has 4 exons. Bases 1 to 1200 code for a protein of 399 amino acids. The record is from RefSeq and is a predicted model, not a curated record.
AUGGCGGGGAGGGCGGGGGGAGGAGCAGGAGGCGUGAGGGGAGACGGGGAGAGCAUGCCCUCUCCUCGAGCAAGGAUAGCAUCUUCCUCCUCUCUGCGACAUGAGCCCGUGGGUCUGCGAUCUUCCCCAACAGAGGGGUCAGUCCUGCGUAACGGCAUGCUUGACACGCUAUGGCGCGGGGGAGCGACAAAUUUUGUACCAGAUAAUGUGCGGAAGGGAUCAGGAGGAGGAGGAUGGGGAGGAGACGAAGGAGGACGAAGAGGAGAAGGGAUGAUCCCCUCUCCAAGAGCGCGAGACGCAGGGUGGGAUCUGAAAAAGUCGAAUCCGAGCUACGUGCCGCCGCUGCGAGUUCAAGAUGUGGAGAGAAAUCCGAUGGACUCCUUGCUCUCUCCUUCUCUCCGGGACACGUCGAGCAUGCCAGAAGGGAAGACGCCGCUGUCUGCAAGAGGGGAGAGGAGGGUGAGGUGGGGGAGCAACGAUGAAGUGAGCAUGGACCAGCCGCCGAGAGCCAACGGCGAGUCUUCUUUCUCUCCCAGCACGAUCUCUCCCAGGAGAGUGGGACUGGAUGUCCUUGAGGAUGGCACGAUAGUAGAGCGAUACUCGGACCCCAACAACAUUUCGCCCAUCCUCUCCAAGUCUCCGAGUGUCUCGCCGCCCGAGCAGAGGAGCAGCAUGCUUGCCGGGUUUGCUCUGUCGCUGACCCCGUCAGAGAGCAGGAGGGGAGGACCAGAGGAACCCUCCUGGCUGCGAUCGAACAUCAGUCAUGGUCCGUCGAGACCUUCCGAACAAGGCGCAAGAGAUCCGAGGGAGCUUGUUGGAAGCAGCAGCAAGCUGAACCCUUCUUCCUCCUCCUCCUCCUCCUCCCAUCGGCUGGGCGACGCAAGGAGACUGUUCGAUGGUGGGCGGGAAGGAGGAUCGGAGGGCAGGGGGAAAGAGUUCAGCGGGGUCGGACUGGGGAUCAAGAGAGUGCGAGGGAGGGAGCAGGACGGAGGGUUUGCUCUUGAAGUGAGGGAGAUCCUGCCGUUGGGGGCAGCGGCGAAGGUGAUAGGAGACGACGGAAGCCCGAUGAGCAGCGGCGACGUGCUGCUGGCCGUGGACGGGAUGGAAGUGUCAGGUGAAAAUGCUGACAUGGCUCAAAACCUUCUGAGUGGACCGACGGGGAGUAAGGUGACGCUGCGACUUCAGAGAGGCGGGAGGUAA